GUCACACCAUGGUGCCCGGGACUUGUCAUUGUUCUCGGUGGCCUGGACCAUGGAGGCUUUUUAUAGCUCCAUGCCUGGACAGAGCGCCCAAGCUGGCAAAAUGCAAUGCCGGCGAGGCAGAUAGGUACACCGCAUUAAGUGGCUUGUGCCGGUCCCGCUCUCUCGCGCCUGAUUAUUAUGUGAUAUCACGUGCUAUGGAAAGUGAGGCGCAACCGACUUCUCUCACAUUCGCCUGCACAUGUCCACGCUACUCCAGCGGAUACUUAAAAACAACACAUCAGACAGGUUCAUCGUGAACGGUUCUUGCAUGAUGUCAGCCUGCGUGAAGUGAUCAGCCAGAUCGUUCAACAGCUGUAGUUUUUAGUCAUACUUCCUUGGUCAAAGGAUCAAGGAUAUAAAAGCCCCGGUUGGGGUAGAUUACUAUUGGCUGUUGUGCGUGCGCCGUGCGCCACAGCACCAGAACGGAGAGAUAAGGCUCAACGGUAGUGCAGAAUUUAUGGUGUUUGGUUAUUGCAGGCCCAUGGGUAAAAAUUCUCCAAAACGGGGGAAUUAAUGAGGAGGUUGAUUCCGGCUUGCAACUUUGACACUGGAUGUAAGCGUUGGUUUACCGUGGUCACUCUUUCGUGGAAAAAUCGCGGAAUUGGGUUCAACAUCCUUGCAUGGUGGACAAGUGAGUCACCGUACGUCGUCUUGCUGAGCCUGAUGCCGCGAUAACGACGAUCAUCAACCCCCGACUUUUCUGACUAGACCCCACCGUCCCCCACGUUUCCGUCAUCAGGAGAUCACAGUCCCGAGAACCACUAGCGAUGUAUGCGUAAACCACGCACAAGCUGUGUACAGUAUAUAAAUGCAAACGGACGGGACCAGGAAUGGGCAGUAGCGAACCUCGAGGGCUGGAAUUAAUUUUGAAAAUAUCAGUGCGACGGUUUCGCCACGAGCAGAGACGAAAUUACAGCUGACUUUAAAGUCUCGCUGGCGAAUCAAUCGCCCAUUAUUAUAGUGCAACCGUACCACAACGAUUGCCAGCAAACCGUCACCACUCGACGGAGUAACGAGGCUAUAAAUUGCGCUGCUGCCUUAGAAAAACAAUAAGUCCGUGGGGCAAGCAAAGGUGCUGACGUCUGCCAAAGUAGCUCACAGACCGUCGGUACGUCCCGUCUCACCAGUCGCUCGGGGGGAAGUCGGGCCCGCUUACCUCGUUACCCUGCGGACCCUGUGCUGAGUGACUGCCAACGAGAAACAACUGGUGACCCCGAAGUUUACUUGUGUACAGCUAGCGACGGGAAGGCUUUUCCAACCUCUUACAAUUAUGUGGAUUUCUACCGUCUUUCUCUCAGUUCUCCAAGUCUUUUUGUCUCUCACUCUCAGGUUUGGACAAGUACGGGGAUUCUUUGUCCCAUUCUGUCCCGACAACCGCCGGUUCGCGAACGGGUUCAUCAAGUAUAAGAACCUUCCCCAGGGGGUCAAGACUUUCUACUCACGGGCGCAGCUGACCACCGGCGCGCUUAAGAUAUACAAAUGUCACCGGGGAUUUAUCCUCAAGGGUUCCCCGUCCUCCGAGUGUAUCAACGGGGAGUGGACCAACAAGACGCCGAGAUGUGUCCCAGCCGGUUGUGAGAGGCUACAGCCUACCGUCAACAACUACGACACGGUCCAGUACACCAACGAGCAGCGGUCAGACGGUUCCUACCGGCACGGCACCGUGGUGCAGGUGUACUGCCAGCGGGGCACGUCACUGGUGGACGGGGACGGCUCGUCCACCUGCACGGCCGGCGAGUGGCUACCGGACAUCCCGUUCUGCCUGACCCGCGAGACGCUGACGGCCGACGCGGACCCCAUGAAUGCUGAUCAUGUGUGUGAGCUGCCUCAACUGUGGUCGGGCACCUACCUCAACGACGCCUCGGACUCCGUGCGUGACGGCACGGAGGUGGAGUACGAGUGCUUCCCGUUCGCCGAGCGAGCCACCGACACUCCUGUGCAGUGUUACCGGGGAGAGUGGUACCCAGACUCCCCGAUGUGCGUUGAAAAAAGCUGUGUGAUUCCUGACCUUCCGCCCUACGUUCUCAUAACCAACGACCUGAGCGAUCCCAAGAGGCUAAACCACGGUCUGCACCUGCAGUUUUCGUGCGAGAAGGGCUACCGCAAGGUUCGAGGUGACGAUGAGAUCGGAUGUUGGUUCGGAGAGUGGACGGGCAACGUACCGAGGUGUGAACUAGACUCUUCUGAAGAUUUUUCCACUUGCGGCGUUUCUGGAGACAUCACGCAGCCUAUCCGAGGCCGUGUCAUCGGAGGGUUCGACGCCAACGAUGCCGCUUGGCCGUGGCAGGCCGCGCUGUACUGGCAGAGGGAUGACGGCUCGUGGUUUUUCUUCUGUGGCGGGACUUUGGUGGAACAGAACUGGGUCCUAUCGGCAGGUCAUUGCUUUGGGUACGAUGAGGACAUAGCCCGACUACAGGUUAGACUAGGACUGACAAAUCGCGAGCGGGACGGCGGAACGUACAAAGAGCAGGUCUUCAACAUUGACGGCUUGUACUUACCCAAGCAGCAUGAUUUCAUCAACUUCGACUACGACAUUGCCCUCUUGCAUCUAGCUGCACCGGCUGUCCUCAACACCUUCGUCAGGCCGGUAUGCCUUCCUGAGGUACCUGGACCAGAGGAUGACGUAGACGCUUUGAUCGAAGUGGACGAGUUUGCCAUGGUCCUAGGCUGGGGCCACAGCUCUCCCGUGCCCGCCAACAGCAGCCGGGGCAGCGACUUCGAGGAGGGCCUCCAACAGCUAGAGAUGCCCCUGCGCACCGACACCACCUGCAUCAACAGCCUGAUCCGCAUCGGCGAGGAGCCCGACCAGUUCACCCCUCACAUGUUCUGCGCAGGCUACAACCGCAAGCUGCGGGACGCCUGCUUCGGCGACUCCGGCGGGCCGCUGAUGCGCCGCGUCUUCCCCCCGGCAGCCAGCGAGAGCGACUGGCGAUGGGUGCAGAUCGGCAUCGUCAGCUCGGGGAAGGGUUGCGCGGUGAAGGGACAGUUCGCCUUCUACACCCACGUGCCCAAGCUCAUGUGGUGGGUAGAGUCGGUCAUGAAGGGCAACCAUACGCCCUCAGAGCACGACAUGUAUCUGGUAUGAUUUUGGAGGACACCGUAGUCGAGGAAACGAACUUGGAAAACAAAAACACCGUGCAGAAUACUUGAGCUUAAGCGGGACAGACAAGAUGGGGCUGUUACAGUGAGGAAAGGGCAUGAUAAAGUGAACGAUGGAGAUACCGAAGUUUCUUUCGCUACUUUAUUUCAUCAUUUUCCCUUCAGUUUCCAAAAAUCUUUUUCCCCGCUCCCACUUACAUACAAACCUCUUGAUGCACGUUUGUUAAUAAAAUACAUUUUUGAUGCCCAAACCUCAUAAUCCCUUUGGUUACGUGCUAUGUAAGCUAUCUUUCACUUUUAAAAUAACGUUCCUUUUUAUUCGACAAAUUUGAUUGUUUUAAUUGUUUACUAUUUAAUAGUGCCUCCUUUUAGUCUCUUUAGGUUUUGUGUUUCUGUUCUUUGUUUCUGUUGUGUCUGUAAUGUUUCUUUUAAGAAUUAAUGUUAUAUCAAAAUGUAACGAAUUUCGAACGAGAGAGUGUUGAUUUAAAACACCAUCUAUGCAACCCUAUUGUAAACAAAAUUUGUUCAAAGUUUACUCAAAAUAACAAUACAACAAUGUUCAAACACUCUAUAAUCCACGAUUCACAUUCUAAGAAUGAAAAUAAAGGUUAUUAAGUGUAAUCAGA
This is a messenger RNA of Acanthaster planci (crown-of-thorns starfish), 3764 nucleotides long. Its product is annotated as clotting factor C-like. Lineage: Eukaryota; Metazoa; Echinodermata; Asteroidea; Valvatida; Acanthasteridae. The record is from RefSeq and is a predicted model, not a curated record. Gene Ontology annotation, biological process: proteolysis. Gene Ontology annotation, molecular function: serine-type endopeptidase activity.